This is a messenger RNA of Fomitopsis serialis, 1467 nucleotides long. Its product is annotated as PLP-dependent transferase. The transcript has 6 exons. Lineage: Eukaryota; Fungi; Basidiomycota; Agaricomycetes; Polyporales; Fomitopsidaceae. Gene Ontology annotation, biological process: biosynthetic process. The record is from RefSeq and is a predicted model, not a curated record. The coding region runs from base 102 to 1346 and encodes 414 amino acids. Gene Ontology annotation, molecular function: pyridoxal phosphate binding.
AGCCCUCUGCAGUCCUCGAGUCUCUACUGUGAGGCAGCUUCAUUCAAAGUAAUCCGAUUCUUGGGUCGUUGCAUCUGCUCAGCUGAGGACGGUCAAGAAUCAUGGCACCUCCUCUUGCGUUCCGUCUGUCUCGUGGAAUCGAGGCCACCAGUCGACCACCGAUCCCGCAGGCCUUCGAAUGGGCACAGGCAUAUGUCGCAACGCCCGGGCGACCAUUGCUCAACAUGUCUCAAGGCGUACCAGGCAUCCCCCCGCCGAAAGAAGUGCUCGAUGCGCUAGCGGUUGCUUCGUCCGAUCCGAUCAGCUGCGGCUAUCUGCCCAACGAGGGAGAGCCUGCCCUUCGAAAGGCCUCCGUCGAGGAGAUGAAAUAUCGAUACGGCCAUGACAUUGAUGUCACUCCGGACGACAUUGCUAUCACGGCGGGAUGCAACCUGGCAUUUGUCUCAAUAGCCAUGGCACUUGCGGAUGCUGGCGAUGAGAUGAUCUUGCCGCUACCCUGGUAUUUCAAUCACGAGAUGACUCUUACAACUCUCAACAUCAAAACUGUGCUUCUACCCACUCGUCCAGAGGACGGUUUCAUGCCGUCUAUUGAGGUCUGUGAGGCCCUGAUCACCUCGAAGACCAAGGCGAUCGUGCUGGUUACACCAAACAACCCUACUGGUUGUGUAUACCCUGCUUCCCUCAUCGCAGACUUCGCGAAGCUCGCCCGCAAACAUAGCAUCGCUUUAGUGCUAGAUGAGACCUACCGUGACUUCGUCACCACCGGGCCUCCUCACGACCUCUUCAAGCCCUCCUCCAUUCCAGACUGGGAUUGGCGGUCGACUUUCAUCCACCUCUACUCCUUCUCCAAGGCAUACUGCAUCCCAGGCCACCGCCUCGGCCUUCUCUGCGCUUCCCCUGUAUUCAUCCCGCACGUCGACGCCGCGCUCGACUCCCUCCAAAUCUGCGCGCCUCGUCCCCCGCAAGUCGCUCUAGCCCCGCUGCUCCCGUCGCUCAGACCCUUCGUGAACGAAACCGCGCGCGCAGUUGAGCACCGCCACCAGCUCUUCCGCCAGGUGCUCCCCGCGCACUGGAAGAUCGGCAGCCAGGGCGGGUACUACGCGUUCGUGAAGCACCCGUUCAAGGCCGUGCACGCGAACACGGUGUGCAAGCGGCUCGCGCAGGAGCUCGGCGUUGUAGUUCUAUCUGCUGGGUUCUUCGGGCCGAGCCAGGAGCCCAGUCCGGGCGAGGAGCCGGAGAGGUGGAUACGAUUCUCGGUGGCAAACGUGGACGACGAGAAGGUGAAGCUCGUGUGCGAGCGAUUAGAGGAGAGCGAAGGGGUGUUUGGAUGGGAAGUUGAUGCUUGAUUUUGGUUUUGUUCUCGGAUUGCCGUGUAGGGUGCUGGGGUGAUGUGUAUCCAUAGAGUUCUAACAACGAUGGAACAAUAGAUGCUACUUGGAAUGAGCCUGAAAGGGUCCGCGCGGCACG